AUGCCGCCGUUGCAGGAAGCGCAACCACCGCCGGGGCAAGCGCCGGGUGGCACGGAGGCGCAAGCGACUCCACGGGAGGAGAAAAGUUCGGGCAGAAAAAGUCCACCACAGGAAACGGCCGGUCAGCAGGAGGAAAAUUCGGGGAAAAUAGAGGGUGAGCAAAGUAGAAACGAGGGAGAAAGGACGCAGGAGGAGCGAGGUAGGGGUGGGGAGCACUGGGAGAGGGGGGACUGGGAGGUCAUUCCAGGUGUGAGCUCCCCGGGAAAGGCGGAGAGAAAGGCGGAGGGAAAGGCGGAGGGAAACGCAGGGGUGAAAGAGGGCGGUGGGAAGGCGGAGGAGCGAGGUAGGGGUGGGGAGCACUGGGAGAGGGGGGACUGGGAGGUCAUUCCAGGUGUGGCGACCUCCCAGGGAAAGACGGAGGGAAAGGCAGAGGGAAAGCCGGAGGGAAUGGCAGAGGGUAACGCAGGGGAGAGAGAUGGUGGCGGUGGGAAGCCGAGCUACAGGCAGGGGUCGAGGUUCGACAGGGCUGCUGCGAUGAGUGCUAUGAGGCGGAGGAGAGAGGGCGCGUGCUGGAGCAAGGAGGAGCGACACCUGUACCACACGGCGAACCCAGACCCCCCGUCAGCAGCCUUCCAAGCAGCAGUGCGGGCGCAUGAGGCGAUGCAGAGGGAGUGCAUGGGGACUGGGAAAAGGGAGGAGUGGGAGUGGGUGCGGAGUGGUGACUGGGACAAGGACAGGCCUCGAUACGGAACAGACAGGAAGCCAUGCCAGUACAUCUACGUCCCUCCCUUCCCCCGAGGUCUGGGCAACCGGCUAGUGAACCACGUGAAUGCGUUCAUAUUGGCGCUCAUCACACAGCGAGCCAUCAUCACCACGCCCUGGUCCUUUGUGGUCCGUCGAUUCUGCAACCCCUUUGGCAACUCCACCUCGUGGUCGCUGCCCUUUCCUGUGCACAGCUCGUUCAUUGGCGUGGUCAAGAACCGAACGCUGGAGUUUAAAGACGUAGUUAAGUACCAUUCGGAGCGAGGAGCACCAGACGGAGCAGCAGGAGGAGGGGUAGCAGCAACAAGAGGCGGAGUAGCAACAACAGGAGGAGCAGCAGCAGGAGGGGGAGGAGCAGCAGGAGGGGGAGGAGCAGCAGGAGCAGUAGCAGCAGGAGCAGCAGCAGCAGGAGAGGCAGGAAUGUUGGAGCUGUCUGCAAAAGAGGUGGCUGUGUUGAUUCGCAACCGCACUGUGAACAUUCACCUGGCUGGCAGAGGAGCGCACACGUUUUGCACGGAUGCGUGGGACAGCAUCAACACAGCUGUCUUCUGGAGCAUGGCAAUCGAUGUUUACUUCGUGCCCAGCCUCUACUACCUCCCCACAUACGCUACAGCUCUGAAUCAGCUAUUCCCCGACCAUCGUGUGUUGACUCACACUGCUCGGUUUCUUCUGCACCCCGACAACCGGCUCUGGGCGGCGAUCACUCGUCUUUUUCAUGCCAACCUGGCGCACCACUCCCACAGAGUCGGCAUUCAGAUCCGGUCAGCACUCGGGAUUGAUCUCCCAUUGGCUGACCGUGUCCUCUCAUGUGCUGCUGAUGUGGCACGGUACCUCCCUACCAUUAGCUCCUCUAACCAGACACAACCAGCCAACAGCAACAGCCAAGAAGGAACGGAGGGCGAGGGAGGGACGGUGGGGGUGGUGGUGGCAUCGCUGAGCGCGCAGCAUUGGAUGGACAUGCAAGGCCGAUACGCCCUGCACGGCGCACAUGACUCCACCCUCCUCAGCUUCUGCACGUUAAGCGAUCAGAGGGCAGAGAAAUGGACCGACACACAAUUCGAGUUUGCAGUCAUGGAGAUGUGGCUCCUCAGCUUCUCGGACCGCAUUCUCAUUUCAGACUUCUCGUCCUUCGGCUGGGUGGCCCUAAGCCUGGCCGGUAUUGACGGGUACUCCAUGGCGGUGGCUGUGAUCCACGCCUUUCAGAUCGACUGGCGCAAGGAGAAUCGCCCCGUUUCGCUUGUGUUGUAA
Closterium sp. Naga37s-1 is the source of this 2010-nucleotide messenger RNA. NCBI's taxonomy places the organism in Eukaryota, Viridiplantae, Streptophyta, Zygnematophyceae, Desmidiales, Closteriaceae. The record is from the annotation of a GenBank genome assembly.